UAUAAUACUGAGAGCCUGUUAAUCAAAAUCAAAAUCAAAAUCGGACGCCAAAAUUACAAAAACAAAUUUAAACUCUCUCUCUCUCUCUCUCGCCGCCGACACCGAGACUCUUCGCCGUGGCGUUUCGGCGGCGCAGUUCACCGACGACGGCGAUUCGCGUUCUCUUAACCCACGCUAUUCGUUUUUCCUAUUCUUAAUCCAAUAAAAGCUUCAGAAUAAUCUUCGAGAGGUAUACAAGAUGAUUGGAUCAUUUCUUACCAGAGGACUUGUGAUGAUCCUUGGCUAUGCUUAUCCAGCCUAUGAGUGCUACAAAACUGUUGAAAAGAACAAGCCGGAGAUCGAACAACUUCGCUUUUGGUGUCAGUAUUGGAUUUUGGUGGCUGUUUUGACGGUAUGUGAGAGAGUUGGUGAUGCUUUUGUUUCAUGGGUUCCAAUGUAUAGUGAAGCUAAGUUGCUCUUCAUCAUAUAUCUGUGGUUUCCUAAAACAAAGGGAACGACUUAUGUGUACGAUUCCUUCUUUAGACCAUAUCUUGCAAAGCAUGAGAAUGAUAUUGAUAGGAACUUGUUGGAACUAAGAACUAGGGCUGGUGAUAUCGCUAUUUUAUAUUGGCAAAGAGCUGCAAGCUAUAGUCAGACAAGAGUAUUUGAUAUUUUGCAGUAUGUUGCUGCUCAAUCAACACCAAGGCCUCGCCCUGUUCAGCCACAACCAGGUGUUAGGGGUCGCCAAACCCCUGCUGCUCGCCAGCCUGCUCCAGCUCCAAAUCGCCAACCAGCUGCAACAACGCAAUCCCAACCCGAAGAACCGCCAUCUCCCACUUCCAGUACAUCUUCUAGUAAGGACCAAAGAGAGAUAGCAGAAGCGUUGGCUCCUUUACCAAAGCCUAAAGCUGCCCCCCAAGCAGCAGGUUCCAAUACUCAAAAAGCACCAGCUCCACCUGAAUCAUCUGGCCAAUCUACACCAACUGAAGAGGUGGAGGCAAUGCAGACUGAAGCAGUGACAUCCUCUGCAGCAACUGAAAAUACAAAUCCGCCCCCGAAAGAUACACUAAUGGAAGGUAGCAGUCGGCAAACACGAGCAUCGUUAAGGAAAACCCGUUCUGCAUCUGCAGCAAACCGUUGAAGCAGUCUGUCUUUCAAAAUUCAGCUUCUAAGCUAGCUAAACGGUAGUUGGAGAAAUGAUACUCAUUAAACUGUUGAUGUAGACACUGACACUGAUGUAAAUUUGUGGUGUCCACUAGUUUCUAUUCCAUUCGUUUUAUUAAUUGGACGUCAUUUAGCAGAUCAAA
Molecule: messenger RNA, 1286 nt
Organism: Rosa chinensis
Lineage: Eukaryota; Viridiplantae; Streptophyta; Magnoliopsida; Rosales; Rosaceae
Product: putative HVA22-like protein g
Exons: 7
Coding region: 239-1120 (293 amino acids)
Source: RefSeq, a predicted model, not a curated record